Messenger RNA from Owenia fusiformis, 10959 nucleotides. The record is from the annotation of a GenBank genome assembly. NCBI's taxonomy places the organism in Eukaryota, Metazoa, Annelida, Polychaeta, Sabellida, Oweniidae.
CUGCGUUUGUAAGCAGAGUAGAUCCUCACCACGGAAGUCUAAAUGGAGAGACCAGAAUCACCAUUCAUGGAGAUGGGUUUGCCAAGAAUCAGUUCUCUUUCGGAGAUGGUAUGGAUCACGUUGGUAAUACAGUGACACUGGUGUCUGGGAAAAGCUCAUACCCCUGUCGUAUACACAAAGAUGGCUGUACUGAAAAGCAGAUCAUGUGCUAUACUCCACAACUUGCUUUCGACAACUACUAUGUUCGUGUGGCUAUCGAUGGAAAGAUGAUAAGUGAUGAUAAACUCUGUAAUGGAAAUCCAGAUCAUUAUAACUGUUUGUUUCAACCCCAUAUACGGCACACCCCUACUCUGCAAACCAUUUCUCCGCGCUCUGGCCCUCCAGGGACUAUUGUCACAAUGUAUGGUAAGCUAUACACUGAUCUCUAUGGAAGCAACCAAGAGAAAAGCUCAAAUGACAACUCUGCUGAUAUCAAGAGAGUCUACUUUGGAGGACAAAAAUGUGAACUCAAAGUGCCAGAUACUGAAUCCAACUCAUUAACUGAUGAACUAUAUGGCUUGGCUCUAGAUGAAGGAAGUGACUAUGGAACACUGAAGUGUAAGAUGGAGGGUACAUACAUUGGCAGUCUCAAUGCUAGUGCUAUUGUCUCAACACCCUAUGGACGCACACAAGCUGACCUUGACAUGCUUCACAUCACUUUUAACAAUAAGAUUGCCAUGUUCCAGACAUAUGCGGAGGUGACUGGAGUUAGCCCAAGCAGUGGCAGUACAUCAGGAGGUACCAGGAUCACUAUUACUGGGAGGCACUUUGAUGAAACUAAUGCUCCAGCUGUAGUUGACAUAUCAGGAUCUCAUUGUGAAGUUGAGUCUUUGUCUGAUACAUCUAUCGUCUGUAUUACUGGACCACGUCCUAGCGACCAGACCAUGUACCCUGGCAACCGUGGAAUCAACAAAGAAAUGUGGAACUCCACUACUGUAUCAUUUAAUGAACUGGAAGAGGUGAUGAACUACACAGAAAACAACCCUCCAAACUACUCCAUUGAGUGGAUGGAUGAAGCUGCAUUUAAAGACACCUCAGACAUUGAUAACUUUGUCACAAGGCUAAGGGGAUUCUUUGUGCCACCUGUCGAUAGUGAAUACAUGUUCUAUAUCAAGUCUGAUGAUACCAGUCGUCUCUACCUGAGCCAGUCUGCUGACCCUGAAAAUAAGACAGAAGUGGCCUAUUGUGAUGGUGCACGCUCCAGUUAUGCAAUGCCGUCUCAGAUGUCAGAAAGAGAAGCAAUGGAAGCUGGCAAGAAGUAUUAUGUAGAGGUGGUACAACAGGAGGGCAAUGGUGAUGCUUCGCUAUCAGUUGCUGUGAAGAUGUUCACCACCAAGUUCACUAGUCAGGAAUCUGGGGAUGUGGACACAGAGAGGCAGACUGUUUUCACUACAUCUACAAUAGUCAAGGAGCAACAGUCAGUGGAACUGGAGAACUGGUCCAGUCAAUCGUCUACAAAUGAAGUCCAGAGAGUAACGGUGAAUGCUGUCAGUGGAGCUAUCAGACUUGGCAUGGAUGGUGUAUAUACAGGUUUGAUUGAUAUAAGUGAUCCAGACUCAGCAACUCUGAUGGCAGAUGAGUUGAGUAAACUGCCUACUGUGUCACCUGCCACUGUCCUUGUCACUGUCAAUCCAAGCGGCUCUUCAAUAGAGUUUGUUGUCACUUUCACAUCUACAAGAGGCUAUUGGCCUGCCUUGACUUACAAAGGGGCCGAUGGAACAGCUAACAUGGUGGUCAUUAAGGAGCUAACCAAAGGGGUUCCAAGUUUAGAGACAUUUCAGCUGGAGUUUGAUGGUGUACCAACUGUUCCAUUAGCCAUAGAUGCUUCUGAAAAUGAUGUCGAGUCAGCAAUCAAUGACUUAUUCAGCUACAGAUGUCCCGAAGAGAUAAUAAAGCCUUCAAAUAAAUACUAUUUUGAAGAUUAUGAAAGCAACUCAUUUGUAUCUGGUACAAAAGAUACAACAGAGCAACCAUUUUGUGGUCGCAGUUCUGUAAAAAAUCCAAACAAGGUCUUUGAAGAUUUCAAUGACCCCAUCUCUCUUUCACAGCACAAAUAUAUGUGUGUGGCUUACAAAGGGGAUUGGAGGAACCUUAUCAGAUUGGACUACAACUAUGUAGAUGCUGACAGAAAAGAACAGAGUGGUUCUGUUUUUAUUGACCAUGAGAUGUAUGCUGAUGGUGAAACUGACCGUGACAGUUGGCAAUACACGUGUGUUGACUUGUACUCAAAUGUGUUUGCUGCUCAUCCAACUGGUAGCUUCUUUGAAGGGACCAGGGUCCGUCUGUUGAGAAACAGUGAUGCUUGGGCAGAUGUCGUUUACAUCGGAAAGAAGCCUCUUGUCCAAACAAGUCAGUUCCCAGAAAUUACACUUUUGGCUGAAAACAUUCCUGAUCAAAUAGUUGCUCCGCCCACCCCAGGGGGUCAGAUGAUUGACUCUGUAACAUUGUCCAAGAGUGGCAACCAGAUGAAUAUCACAAUGAAUGCCCUGGAAUGCUCACAUAACUUCCCCCUGUUCUCUGUCAGAGGUGGCAAUGUUCAGUCUGGUAGUAAAGCUUCUGGUAGUGCAAGUGCUAGGUUUGGCUCCUCUGGAUGGGGGUCUGCUAAAGCUACAACCACCAGGCUAGCUUCUGCCACACCACCUAUUGGAGGACAUUUUACUUUGACCUUCAAGGGAGAAUCAGUUCAAGUGCCUGCUGGUGCCACUGGCGAUGAGUUCAAGGAUAUAUUUCAGACUAUGUCUUCCAGUGGACUGUUGGAAUUGUGGAGAUCUGGCACCUGUUCUGGCUACAGCUGGUCAGUCAGUUUCCUCUCUAAUACUGGAGACCAAGAAACAAUCCAGCUUGAUGGGUCAACAUUGACAGGUAAUGAAGUAAGUGUCAAUGUCCAUACAAACACUGAUGGAGGGGUAUUCCUGAAUCCAGUACAGGGAGACUGGCUCAGAACUGCUCACGCAAUACCACAGGUUUCUGUGGAGAUUAACAAUAUCCCAUCAGCCUGCUCUGGACAGUGUUCUUUUGAAUACACUGAUGCCAAUACACCAUCUAUCAAUGGAACCACACCACAAGAAGGUUCAGCAAGUGAUGGUACAGAAUUGGUUAUUUUUGGAACAUCAUUUGACAGCAACAUGAACAACAACAUGGUGAAUGUGGGAGGAGUCCCCUGUCAGGUGACAGCUGCAACAGCCAAUCAGAUCACAUGUGACAUCGGCAUAGGGCCUGCUGGGAGUGCAGAUAUUGUUGUAACAGUUGAUGGGCAGGGAAAUGCUCUUCACACUGGAGGUCCAUUCACCUUCACCUAUGUAGCUUAUGUGACAGAUAUUGAACCAAAUACUGGAAGUGUAGCAGGUGGAACCAAAAUUGUUCUGAUUGGUACAGGACUAGGACCCCAGGCCACUGUCACAAUAGGAGGCAACCCCUGCGAGAUUAUCAGCAGAAACUACACUCACAUAGAGUGCAUCUCACCACCAGGGGAUAGUGCAGGUUCAGUUGAAGUUCAGGUUAGCCAGUUGAGUGGUGUGAUAACAAGUAGCACUAACUUUGCAUAUGACCAGGCUGUAACUCCGACUAUAAGCAGUAUAUCAGCCAGCUCUGGCAGUGUCCAAGGUGGAGAGAGCAUUGAUAUCUCAGGUAGCAUGUUUGGUGCAUCACCUGUGGAUGAUAAUGCAGUGCAGGUGGCUGGUAUAGCUGCUACCAUUGAAUCCUGGAGUGAUACAGCAAUCAGUGUGAUCCUCCCAGCCCUACCACCAGGUACUCAUCCUCUCGUGGUGGCUGUAGGCCAGGAGGGAUUUGCUGACACAAGAGCAAACAAUAUCCCUGAUAUCAGUGUUACCCUAGAGGUUACUGAUGUUUCCCCCUUAGUUGGUUCCAAAAAUGGAGGCACUAAGGUGACCAUCACUGGUCAGGGAUUUAUGGAUGGCACCCCAAAGAAGGUGACUAUUGGUGACACUGAUUGCUCCAUUAUCACGGAGUCUACUACAGAAAUAGUCUGUGAGAUAGGAACCCCAGGCACUGACCACUUUGUGACUAAUAAUGGAGUUCAUUCAAUUCAUGGAAAAGGUUAUGCCUGGGAGCCUCAGAUAGUGGAUAUCCAAGAAGGAGAUACAGUCAACUGGCAAUGGGCAGCCCCUGCUCUAGUGAAGAAUGUAGGAUACUUGGUUAAUCAGACUGUCAACAGUACAGCCAAGGAAUAUGAUGGCUCAGGAUUCACUAGUGGAGCAGUGAGAACUGCUCAAGGUUCUUUCAAGCACCAGUUCAAUGCUGCAGGAACAUACUACUAUUGGAGUGACUAUGUUGACCUAGCCUUCAGUGUUUUCCUAAGAGGUACCAUCCGUGUAACAGAGAGAACCGCAUUUAAUGGGCCAGUAUCUGUCAAAGUGAAUAAUUUCGAGGCAACAUAUACCAUGGGAGGAGCAGCUGGACGGAGAAAGCGUGAUGCCUGUGCUGCACUGAGCAACACCAUUGAUGGAUGUACCAACUCUGGAGUCUCCAGCAAUAAUUCAGUAGGGUUUGAAUUUGAAUUUACUGAAUGUAGUACUGCAACUGUGACUUCUGUCAGUCCUAAUAGUGGCACCUCAUAUACUAGCAUUACAAUCACAGGCACUGGAUUUGGACCUGAGAUAUGCCAGAACGAUAUUAUGAUUGGCAGUCAGCCAUGUACCAUUUCUGCAGCCUCUGAGACCUCUCUGACAUGUAAUCUUGACCAUGGGGCUGUACAGCAAGUUGGGAUGGCAUACCCUGUUACUGUCACAGUGAAUAACCGUGGUGAAGCAGCUAACAUGAUUGGAGCAACUUUGGAUCGCAGUUUUGCACUGCUACCAGAAGUAACAAGCGUUUCUCCCAGCUCAGGGUCAACUGCAGGUGGUACUGUGGUUACAAUCUCAGGCUCUGGAUUUUCUGCAGCAUUUGAAGAUACUUCUGUGUCAAUCAAUGGAAUUGAUUGUGUGGUUGAUGAUGUCACAUAUACUACUGUGUCUUGCAUUACACGUGCAUCCAUAGAAACAUCUGGUGAUGUCGUUGUAGCAGUGGGUCAGUUCAUGUCAACUUGUGAAGGUACAUGUACAUAUGCAUAUAGUAAUGCUGAUACCCCUACUGUGUCAAGUAUAUCCCCAAUUACAGUCAGUGGCAGUUCUACAAUAGUCUCAAUAGGUGGCACAAAUUUUGGCAGCAAUUCCUCAGCUGUUCAAAUCACAGCAGGUAUGCAUGAAUGCACAAUUACAGACAUUACAGACACCAGCAUCACUUGUGACUUUGGCUAUGUGACAGUUGGGGAGCAGUCGAUCAGUAUUAAUAUUGUAGACAAAGGUAAAGCUGUGACAAGUGUAUCGAGCCUGACCAGUGAAGCUGUUGUAGACUCAUUGAGCCCAAAUCAGGGCAGUGUCAAUGGAGGAACAUUGAUCACCAUACAGGGCAAUGGAUUUGAUGAUUCGAACACUCUGGUUACAAUAGACGGUGCUGAAUGUGAACUAGUGACAGUAACUCUCUCACAGAUAACUUGCACAACGGGUGCAAAUGUAGAUGGAGCAGCCAAAGUGAACAUUGUGUCAAACAGUGUGACAUAUCCCGAACAAGACUUUACCUAUUCUGAUGCCAUAACUCCUGUCGUAUCAAGUGUAAAUCCCACUUCUGGAGGAACUGGGGAUGACAUUACUAUAGCAGGAACUGGAUUCUCCUCUUCAACAUCAGAUGUGUCUGUGAUGAUUGGUACUGCUUCAUGUAGCGUGACAGCAUCAUCAACAACAUCCAUAACAUGCACAUUAGGAAGUAGUCCAUCUGGAUCAUACACUGUAGAUGUUGCAAUUGAUGGUGUGGGCAUUGCAUCUACAUCAACAUCUUUCACAUACACACUCCGAAUUGACAGCAUCUCACCAACUAGUGGUAGUUUGGGAGGAGGGCAGCCAGUGACUGUGUCUGGUGUAGGGUUUGAACCCAGUGAUACCCAGGUGACCAUAUGUGGAGAGGCAUGCAUCGUGGACAAUGAUGCAAGUACCUCCUCUGAUAUCCUCUGUGUCACUCCAAGUAACAGUGGUAUUGGGACUGUCACGUGUGAUGUUGUUCUGUCAUCAGGUUUGUCAAAUGAUACUCUUAGCUCUGGCUACACCUAUGACAGUUCAAUGACCCCUGCUGUGACAUCUGUGUCCCCAGCAAGGGGUGGAACAGGAGGAGGACUCUCAAUUACUAUUGCAGGAUCGGGAUUUGGCUCGAUUGUUGGAGAUGUGAAUGUGACGAUAGAUGGUACAGUUUGUGCUGUAUCUUCAGUAGAGGACACAGCAAUUGUGUGUGUCACUGGUGCACACUCCUCUUCAAUAAAGACAAAGGCCAGGGUGGAAAUAGGAACAAGUGGAAUCGCUACUCAGGAUGGUGCAGAUUUCUGGUACAUUGAUGUUUACUCUUCACCAUACACAUGGGGCGGCAAUGACCCACCCGUUGAAGGGGACUUCAUAGUUGUACCUGACUCCAUGACUCUCCUCAUAGAUGUUGACACACCAAUUUUGUCAUUCCUGCUUAUCCAAGGUGGCACUGUAAUGUUUGAUGACAGCAAAGAUAUCCAUCUUCAAGCUAAUAACAUUCUCAUUGUUGGUGGAGGCUCACUUCAGGUUGGAACUGAGUCAGAACCCUACCAGCACAAGGGCAUCAUCACAAUGCAUGGGCAUCUCAGAUCCUUGGAAUUUCCCAUAUAUGGGACUAAGACAAUAGCUGUCAGGGAGGGAACCAUUGAACUUCAUGGCAAGCCUGUAACUCCAACAUGGACCCAUCUUGGCUCUACUGCAGCUGCUGGUGCCACUUCUAUAACACUCAAUGAAGCUGUAAGUGGCUGGAAUGUAGGGGAUGAAAUUGUCAUAGCAACAACAGGUGGUAGACACUCACAGAAGGAAACUGAGAAAAGAACUAUCACUGCAAUAUCUGGGACAACUUUGACACUAGAUACUGCGCUGGUGUAUGAGCAUCUUGGAGUUUCAGAGACCUUCUCAGAUGGUACAACUGUUCAAUUUAGAGCAGAGGUUGGGCUCCUGACAAGAAAUGUUGUUGUGAAAGGGUCCAGAGACAUGCAAUGGGCUGAUGAAAUCGAGGCUUGCCCUGAUGGCUUUGAUACUGGUGAGUUUGCAACACAAACCUGUUUCCAAGGAAGGUUUGGUGAAGAGAUAGGUUCUGACCAGUUUGGGGCAACAAUUAUGUUGCAUGCUCCUGAAAAAGACCAGGACAUCGUUGCUGGGCAUAUUUCAUAUGCUGAAGUGACAUAUGCUGGACAGGCAUUCCGUCUCGGCCGUUAUCCUAUCCACUUUCAUCUCAAUGGGGACAUGUCUGGAAGCUACGUAAAGGGAUGUGCUAUCCACGAGACCUUCAACAGAGCUGUCAACAUCCAUGGCAGUCAUAAUAUACAGAUUCAGGACAAUGUUGUAUAUAAUGUAAUGGGCGGGGCACUGUUUUUAGAAGAUGGUGUAGAAACUGGUAAUGUAUUUGAUCACAACAUAGUUGUCUUUUGUAAACAGAGUACCAGCUUGCUAAAUGAUGACAUUACUCCAGCAGCGUUCUGGUGUACAAACGCUAACAACACAUACACAAGAAAUACAGCUGUUGGUGGCACACAUUUUGGCUUCUGGUUUCGUAUGCAUGACCACCCUGAUGGUCCUUCAUUUGAUGAAAAUAUUUGCCCAAAACAUAGUCCUCUUGGCUUAUUUGAUGACAACACUGUCCACUCUCAGGGUUGGUUUGGUCUUUGGAUCUUUAUGGAAUGGUACCCAAUGAAAGGUGGUGGGUGCGACGCAACGGAAGCAGAACCUGCAGUGUUCAAGCGUCUCACUGCAUGGAACUGUGAAAAGGGAGCAGAAGCUGUCAGUGUUGGUGCAAUACAGUUUGAUGAAGCCGUCGUGGUAAAUAAUGACAAAGCUGGGCUUGAGUAUAAGAUGACAAAAAAUGCCCUGAAGUACCAUCCAGAUGGUUGCCUAGUUAACAACAGUGUCAUCAUUGCUGAGGCAACAUCAUCAGACUGGAUAUCAUGCACAAAAAAGGGUAUGAUAUUGCCAUGGGAUGCAGGAUUUAUCAUAGCUAACACAAAGUUUGUCAAUUUCAAAUCAGGUAGCUGCACUGCGUUUGCUGCAACACGUAUAGAUGGUACAUGUAUAUUGGAGUGUGGAGGUUGGGAUUAUAUUGCUUAUGGAUUAGAAUUUUUUGAUUCCCCAAAUAAAGCCCUAUUUGAAUGGCCCCAUGAAUAUAUGAUCAGGGAUCUUGAUGGCAGUCUAACUGGCACUGUUGGGGCUACCGUGUCACCUAGUAAUCCGAGUCUGCCACCAUCUUGUAGUGAAGAUUCAGCAUUCAGCAUCGGCAGCGUACCUGGUAGCGUUUGCAGUGACCCCAACACAAAGUUUGUGAGAUUCUCCUGGAACCAUGCAGUUCCCGAUUCCUUAGAGGCAAGAGAUGUACUCUUUACAAACCAAUAUGGAACAACAAGAGUUAAUUAUUUGAAGAAGAGGUUAACACAUAAACUGGGUUGGAUGGUAUCUUUGUUGUCUGGGGAGAGGUACAACAUGUUGUUUGAGCAUGCUGGCCACCUCGUGAACAUCACAUAUGAUGGGAAAUUUUAUGGUCUAAUGAAUGAUGAGUAUGUUAUCAUAGAGCACAACUUCACCCAGGCGCCAGAUAGAUUCAGUCUUAAUGGCCUGCUAGACCGCAAUGUGACUGCUGAAGAACUGAGCUAUUCUAAUGAUAAUGUAUACGAUUAUCACUUUGAUAAAACAACAAAUGAUUUCACAUAUCUCAUUUCUGGUAAAUCCCAGUCUAAACGUGCAGCUAUUGUUGAUGGCGCUAUCGACUAUUAUGGCUCUGAAUUUGAGGUGAAACCUAAAGUUUAUCGGUGUUACUAUGAGGACUGCAUCCCACCUGUUGAUCCUGCCUCUAUACCCCCAGCUUCGAGGCGACCAGACGACUACCAGGUAUGGUCAGACAGUGCCUACUGGGCUGGGUCUUCAUCUAGACGACGCAGGGCUGCCCCAACUGAGGGUGAUGAUGUGCUUAUCAGGGCCGACACAUGGGUUGUAGCAGAUGUGGAACUGCCCUAUAUGCACAAACUGACCAUAAGUGGUACACUUGAGCUUGAGUAUCUCCCUGAUCCUGAAACUGGCAAGGUUCGGGACUUCACACUCAAUGCCACUUAUAUCUUCAUAACUGGUCGAUUCAUUGUUGGUUGGCCUGACACUCCUUACACUGGACUGUGCCAGAUCAUCUUGAAUGGAAAUCACAACACCCCUGACAUGCCCCUGCCUGAUGGACCUAACAUGGGAUCUAAAGUAUUAGGUGCCUUUGGAGGUCUUGAUAUGUAUGGAAUCGACAGAGAUGUAGUAUGGACUAAACUCGCCUCCACAGCCAGUGUUGGUGAUAAUACCAUUACUCUAAUUGAACCUGUAGACUGGGUAGCUGGAGAGCAGAUUGUUAUUGCUCCAACAGCACUCGAUCCUUGGGAGACAGAGACAUUUAGCAUUGUGUCCGUAUCAGAAGAUAAGCUUUCCCUAACACUGAAUGACACACUUGCAUACAGGCAUACAGGGGAGACAGAGACAUAUGGUACAUAUACAGUGUCAAUGGCUGCUGAGGUGGGUUUACUCACUAGGAAUAUACGGAUAAUUGGAGCUGAUUAUGACAAGCUUUACCAACAGUCAUUUGGUGCCAGGGUCAUUGUUGGAACUUUUAGACAAGACGGCACGUUCUACACAGGCUAUGCAAGGCUUAGUAAUGUAGAGUUCUACCAUACAGGCCAAGAGGGUUACGUUGAGGGCUAUGAUCCUAGAUACUCAUUGGCAUUUCUAGAUACUGGAGCAAACACUGAACUUAAACCAUCCUUUAUUUCUAAGUGUUCUUUCCAUACUGGAUUCUCCCCUGCUAUAGGACUAUUUGGUGCCACUGGCAUACCUGUCACAGACAAUGUGAUACAUCACACUGUAGGUCAAGGUAUGAGAAUAGCAGGAUCUGGUCAUGAAGUGCGUAGGAAUUUCCUGUCAUUGAUGAUCUGGCCAGGAUCAUAUCAGGAUCGUUCAGAAGGCUUCAACUAUAACUAUGAGGCCUCUAUUGAGGUACAGGAUGGUGUAGAUAUUGUUCUUGAGGGCAAUCAUGUUGCAGGAUCCGAGAGGGUUGGAUUCCAUAUUGAUGGCGAAUCUUGUUCAGGUAGUUCUAUUGAAGCAUGGUCUAACAAUGUGGCACACUCCUGUAUGUUUGGUGUCUUUAUGAACAAGGAGACCCUUCCUUCAUCAAUGGCAAGCUGUUUGAAAAUCUCAGGCUUUGAUUUGUGGAUGAGUUAUGAUUAUGGAAUAUAUAUCCAACAAGGUAUUAAAGAAACCAGGAUUGAAAAUGUGCGACUCUUGGAUAACCAACUUAGUUUGAUUAUGAUUAAUAAUGGUCCAAAGGCACUUUCACAUGUGGCUGAAGACAAGGUCUAUAAAAUCAGCAACUCACUCUUUGUUGGCACCAGUGCUGCCUAUGAUUGCAAUAUCAAAAAGCAAAAUGAUGAUAACACAAAAAACAGUGGAGCAGCCAGGACAGGUAUUCGAUCAGGACAUCGGGUUGGAUUCUUUUGGCCAUCUUUUCUGUCUACUCAUAAUGCAGGACCCAAAAUGCCUUAUCCAGGAAUGACAUCCUACCCUGCAAUUGCUGGACUGGUCACUGUGGAUUCUGUAACAUUUGCAAACUUUGGUGACAAUCAGUGUGGUGGGAAAGAUGUUGUUAUCAUGACAAAUCCCAGUAAUGUUGAUGGUAUGCACCCAGUUAGAACAAGCAACAUUGAACUUGUAAAUGUAGCUGAGAAAGGAAAAGCCUUUCUUGGCAGACCACUACUCAGCCAUAUUGAUCCUUCAAAUUGUGUUGACAUGGAGUGUGAUGGUAAAAAGAAGGCUAUAUUGGAUGAUCUUGAUGGUACAUUCCUGGGAAGCAUUGGAA